AUGGCUGCUAACGGAACAACUUCGCCGGCGAAGGCGAUCGAGGAGGCGAAGAUAGAUAUCCUUUCGCAGGCGCAGGAGGAUGACAACGUGAAAUGGAGGCGGCAGGUCUCGCGGAGCUUCAUCUCCGACACUAUCACAGCGCCGACUCCAGAGAUGUACGUCUACGCCGUCCGGGCAUCUCUGGGAGAUGAUGUCUACGACGAGCCAUGCACCAAGCUUCUUGAGGCGCAUAUGGCCAAGUUGACUGGCAAGGAGGCUGCCCUGUUCGUGCCCACCGGGACGAUGUCAAACCAGCUCGCUCUCCGGACACACUUGAAGCAGCCGCCAUACUCGGUGCUCUGUGACCACCGCGCACAUAUUGCAAGAUAUGAAGCUGGCGGUACCGCUUUCCAUUCCGGUGCCCAGCUCGACUACGUGAUUCCUUCCAACGGGCACCACGUAACCCUCGAUGAUAUCAAGGAACAUGUGGUCCUUGGCAGCGAUAUCCACAGCUGCCCCACAGCUAUCAUAGAGCUCGAGAAUACGCUCAACGGCACGAUACUCCCGCAACAAGACAUCAUCGAGAUUUCCGAGUUCGCUCAUGCCAACGACAUCAAAAUGCACCUCGACGGGGCACGGAUCUGGCAUGUCGCGGCUGAGACCGGGACACCGCUCUCAGAGCUGUGCGCUCCUUUCGACUCCGUGAGCCUGUGCUUCAGCAAGGGUCUCGGGGCACCUAUCGGCUCAUGCCUGGUUGGCACGAAGGAGUUCAUCACCCGCGCGAGGUGGUUCCGCAAGCUCUUCGGUGGAGGCAUGAGGCAGACCGGCUUCAUGUCAGCUUCUGCCGCCUACGCUCUCACGCACCACUUCCCCCUCCUGCCCCGUGUGCAUACGCUCACCCGUAAGCUUGAGAAGGGUCUGGAGGAUAUGGGCGUGAGGAUCACUAGCCGUGCGGAGACUUGCAUGGUCUUCUUCGACCCCUCUCCUAUCGGUGUCUCGUACGCCGAGCUCGUCGACCGCGCAAGCAAGCUCCCCGAGCCGAUCAAGCUCGGGGGAUCGCGUCUGGUCGUUCACAUCCAAACAGCCGAGGAUACCGUUGAAGACUUCCUCGCUCUCAUGCGCCAGCUUGCGCAGGAAAAGAAGGACGCCGGCUUCGUCUACUCAGAGGAGCAGCACAAAGCCAAGGGCGUCGGCAAGGACAGCAUUUACGUGAAGGUCAAGCCGUCGGACGUUAAAAAGUAG
Messenger RNA from Rhodofomes roseus, 1221 nucleotides. Its product is annotated as pyridoxal phosphate-dependent transferase. Gene Ontology annotation, cellular component: cytosol. The transcript is spliced from 9 exons. The coding region runs from base 1 to 1221 and encodes 406 amino acids. Gene Ontology annotation, biological process: L-threonine catabolic process; glycine biosynthetic process. The record is from RefSeq and is a predicted model, not a curated record. Gene Ontology annotation, molecular function: L-allo-threonine aldolase activity. NCBI's taxonomy places the organism in Eukaryota, Fungi, Basidiomycota, Agaricomycetes, Polyporales, Fomitopsidaceae.